CCUCUCCCUCUCUCUCCCUCUCUCUCUCCCGCCUUUGCUCUCAGCCCUCGGAAUAAUGCAACAGAGAUCCCGUCUCCCGAUCCGAUCGGCUGCUCUGGCGCUGGUGGCGGCUCUCUGCACUGUGGGCACUGUCCGGGCGGAUAACAAACAGUACGUGAACGAAUGGGCAGUGGAGGUCGUUGGAGGGCCGGAGUUGGCGAGAACAAUCGCCGAAGAACUGGGAUAUGAUUUUGUGGGUCAGAUUGGCGUACUUGAAGAUCACUACCUACUGAGACAUGGAAGUCAUCCAAGAAGAUCUCGAAGGAGUGCUGACGAUUUCACCAAACAAUUAUCUGAAGAUGACCGGGUUUCAUGGGCAGAACAGCAAUACGAAAAACAAAGGAGCAAACGAUAUCCCCGGAGACCGUGUAAAGAUUGCACUGCAGAAACAAUGUUUAAUGAUGUCAUGUGGAAUCAACAGUGGUAUUUGCAAGACACAAGGACAUCCUCAUUCCUUCCCAAACUGGAUCUUCAUGUUAUCCCAGUCUGGAAAAAGGGGAUAACAGGAAAAGGAAUUGUCCUCACUGUGCUCGAUGAUGGAUUAGAAUGGAACCAUACGGAUAUUCAAGCUAAUUAUGAUCCAGAAGCAAGUUUUGAUUUUAAUGACAAUGAUCCUGAUCCAUUUCCAAGAUAUGACCCAACCAAUGAAAACAGGCAUGGUACUAGGUGUGCAGGAGAAAUUGCAAUGCAAGCAAAUAACAAUAAAUGUGGUGUUGGAGUGGCCUACAAUUCAAAAGUUGGAGGGAUCAGAAUGCUGGAUGGCAUGGUAACAGACGCAAUCGAAGCCAGUUCAAUUGGGUUCAACCCACAGCAUGUUGAUAUUUAUAGUGCAAGCUGGGGUCCGAAUGACGAUGGGAAAACAGUGGAAGGCCCUGGCAGGCUUGCACAAAGGGCAUUUGAAUACGGCAUUCAGAAGGGGAGAGGAGGAAAAGGAUCUAUUUUUGUGUGGGCAUCUGGGAAUGGUGGCCGUCAUGGUGAUAAUUGUGACUGCGAUGGCUACACAGACAGUAUCUACACAGUCUCUAUAAGCAGUGCCUCACAGCAGGGACUAUCUCCAUGGUACGCAGAAAAGUGUUCCUCAACCCUGGCAACAGCUUACAGCAGUGGGGACUACACUGACCAGAGGAUUACAAGCGCUGAUCUUCACAAUGACUGCACUGAAACCCACACCGGCACCUCAGCCUCAGCUCCACUGGCUGCAGGGAUUAUCGCUCUCUGUCUGGAACAAAACCCAAAUCUAACCUGGAGGGAGUUGCAACACUUGAUUGUUUGGACCUCUGAAUACGAUCCACUGUGCAACAACGCAGGCUGGAAAAAGAAUGGUGCUUCUCUGAUGGUCAACAACAGAUUCGGGUUUGGACUGCUAAAUGCCAAGACACUGGUCGACAUGGCAGAUCCCAAAACCUGGAAGGGAGUGCCAGAAAAGAAGAAGUGCAUUGUUAAAGAUAAUACCUUUGAAUCCAGAGUUCUGAAAGCUGGGGGAGAGAUUAUUAUUGAAAUCCCCACUAAAGCUUGUGAAGGGCAGAACAAUCAUAUUAUGGCUUUGGAACAUGUCCAGCUGGAGGGAACCAUUGAAUAUACCCGAAGAGGAGAUCUUCAUAUCACUCUCACAUCUCCUUCAGGAACCAGCACUGUGCUCUUGGCUGAACGUGAAAGGGAUUCCUCGCCCAAUGGCUUUAAAAACUGGGCCUUUAUGUCAGUGCACACGUGGGGAGAGGAUCCAGCUGGCACAUGGGUUCUGAGGAUUACCGAUAUGUCUGGAAGAAAGCAAAAUAAAGGGAAAAUUAUUGAUUGGAAGCUGAUUUUGCAUGGUACCUCCACCAAGCCUGAACACAUGAGGACACCAAGAGUGUAUAGACCUUACAACGCUGUCCAGAAUGACAGGAGAGGUGUGGAGACGAAGGAAGACAAAAUAGAGAAAGAUGCUCCCGAGGACAGUAAGCCUGCAAAUCCUGACACACAAGGGGAUGUCAGUGAAGACAAUAAAAGCACAGAAAAUACCCAGGAGAAAGCUGUUCUUCGUCUUCUACAGAAAACAUUGGACCAACAAAGUAAUCACAAUAACCUUCAGCAACUUCUUCACAGCAGAGUACCCUAUGAAAAGUUGAAUGUAUCAAUUCAGAGUCUUCAUAGUGCCGAAAAAUUAAACAAAUACUCCCAGUUGAAAGACUUGGAGAACAGUCUAUAUAGUGAAUAUAAUGACCAGAUUUAUGGCACCAAACCUUACAAGCAUAGAGAUGAUAGAUUGCUUCAAGCUUUGUUAGAUAUGCUGGAAGAAAGUCAAUAAUUAUUAGUAUGUAGGCAAAAUUUUGUGUUAAUAAGUAGAGAGGUUGAUUGUUUUUGUCUCUGUGCCUCUGUGAUUUUGUGCAAAGAAGUAAACAAAUUUGACAGCAGACAAUCUUGGCAAAGAACUUAAAUUGUAUUUUCAUUAUUUAUUUAAAGACUAUGACUUCAGAAGACCCACUGAAUAUUGUUGAUUAAUUAGAGCCUGCUUUGUCUUUGAGGAGGAAAAUAGAUAGAACAUUUAAUAAUGUCUCUUUCAGGCUCUCUGCAAAAAACAUUGCACAGGUUGACCCAAUUAUAGGGUGGUCAUCUGGGUCUAAUAUCUCAGAUGCUCUAUUAAAAGAGAACAAGAAAAAGUGGCUGAUUUCUGACUCGUCUGGUCACCACCGCUACCU
This is a messenger RNA of Callorhinchus milii (elephant shark), 2717 nucleotides long. RefSeq names its product proprotein convertase subtilisin/kexin type 1 (gene pcsk1). Gene Ontology annotation, biological process: protein processing. Gene Ontology annotation, cellular component: trans-Golgi network; Golgi membrane. The record is from RefSeq and is a predicted model, not a curated record. The transcript is spliced from 14 exons. The coding region runs from base 56 to 2326 and encodes 756 amino acids. Gene Ontology annotation, molecular function: serine-type endopeptidase activity. Lineage: Eukaryota; Metazoa; Chordata; Chondrichthyes; Chimaeriformes; Callorhinchidae.